Messenger RNA from Tyto alba (common barn owl), 9143 nucleotides. It is a transcript of the gene STS, whose product is annotated as steroid sulfatase. Gene Ontology annotation, molecular function: arylsulfatase activity. The record is from RefSeq and is a predicted model, not a curated record. The transcript is spliced from 11 exons. The coding region runs from base 1974 to 3809 and encodes 611 amino acids. NCBI's taxonomy places the organism in Eukaryota, Metazoa, Chordata, Aves, Strigiformes, Tytonidae.
AAAAGACUCACAUACCAACCUUCACAUCUGUGCACUAUUCCUGUGAAGGCAGUGUAUUGGUGGAGUUUAGUGUCUUCAUCCAAUGUUACAUACAAUUAGACUUUUUUUUCUCCUUUUUAAACAUUUUGUGGACUCUUACUUUGAAUAGGAAUGGAAACUCGGAAGAGUUUAGCUAUAAUUGGAUGAAGGUGAAGAGACUGUAACCAGUCAGUGAGAUGAAGCUAUGGUUUAUAUGUUGGUGCAAUUCAAAUGGACAUAACAAAACUCUUCUGUGAAUUCUGUAUGUAAGACUCACCGUCCUGCAGUGCUGUACAAUCUUUAUCUGCUUGCAUGAAAGCAGAAGUACAAGGUUUUAGUUACACAAGUUCUUCUUCCUCAUGUUCAUUUGACACUCUUGAAAAAGGCAGUAUCAAAAACAAUCCUUUCACACAUCAUCUAGCUCUGGUAUAUUAAAAAAACCCCUGACUCAGCAGCUUUCAAAACUAUUAAUUAAGCUAGGUAUCAUGGUUGAGUUUAACUAAGCCCUCAAAAUAUGUAAGCAUCAUAUUACAUAUGUUAAUACAGGGUUAUAAAGUUCUUAUUCUAAUACACAUACACAUUAAAACAGAUACUUAUUAAUAGCAUGUGUCAACAUCUUUACAUGUUGCCAGUCAGUGUCAUGCAAUAUUUACUGAAGUUGAUACAGAUUUCAUAAAUGAAGCUUUCUCAUCUCUCUCAUCUUUCUGUUCCACAAACAACUUAUGGUAAUUUAUUAUUUAUUUACACUAAACAAUAAAUGUAUGCAUAGAGAUUCAGAUCUAAAAUCCUUGUGAAGAGGUGAACUGUAAAGACAGGGUAGAGUUGAAUCCUUCCUACAGGCUCUCAUAUUUUAAUAAUGUGCAGUCACUGAAUCUGAAAGAUUUCUUUUAGUUGUUUAGAGAACUUUCUUCUGGUUUCCAGGAAGGGACAUGACACAGUCACUAGUUACUCAUGAUUAGCUUUUUUUCUUUCUUUUUUUUUUUUUUAAAUUAAAAGAUUUUUCUCUCUGAGGAUGGUGUACAACUGGCAAAUAGGAUGACUACCUGUGUUAUCUUGUGGUUUUCUUUUAUUAUGUUGCUGACCAGAGCCCAUACUCAAAUUUCUAAUGAGCAUUUGACUAACUGAAAGAAUAUUGUGAAACAGUGAUCAUGGAAUAGAGUAUAUGCUCUAAUAUGUGUGUAAUCAAUAUGUGUAUGUAAUCAUACGGGGUUUUUAUUACAAAUAAGAUAAUGGCAUAUCACAAAAGAUAAUCUUACCUUCCAUCCAGGUUAUAAUUUUCUACCAGAAAUAAUGUUUAUUAUUUAUUAAUACUACCAGUAAAUUCUGUAAUUUAGUUGAGAUUAAACUAGCAAAUUAUUGAGAGGCAAUUUUUAAAAGAUACUUAAAUUGAAUUUAUAUCUGAUGGGGGCUGUGUGGCUUCUUCUCUAUUUGAUUCAGACACUGUAAUUAAUCUUUAUUUGAUUCAGACACUGUAAUUAAUCGUGCUUGAACAAGAAACAUGAUUAUUUGUUCUGAUGUUUUUCCCAGCUCAUGUUAAGUGAAAUUUCUGUCUUACAAUGAGACAACUUUCAGUAAAUUAAAUACAGAUUUUCAUUUAUGUACAUAGUUACCUGAAGAUGCAUAUUGAAAUCUAAUGGCACUUUUCAGAAAAGCAUUCUGGCGUUUUUACAGACAGAUAACAAUUUACAGGUACAGACAGACCCAGCCUUCUUUGCCCACAUGGUGAGAGGACUGAAUGCAAAUCAGUUCCAACCUGGGAAACAAAUAGUUGUCCUAAUCUGGCACUGAAUCUGGAAUGCCUAACCAAUAGGUAGGAUGGAAGAUUCCUGUGUCACUUAGGCUUUUCCAGAAAAACAAACAAACAAACAAAGCCAAAAAAAAACCCCACACACAAAAACCCCCCACCAACUGAUAAGUACUUCAAAUGUGCCUGGACGUGAAGAAACCGGAGGAGCAUGUCUGGCUCUGCAGGGCUGGAGAGGAUUCUGAGAAGGGAAAUUUUUGGAGUCCUGGCAUUCAUUUAUGCAAGGAAGAAGAUGAGACACCUUUUAUUUCUAAUAAUUUGCCAGUGUGCCACAAACAGUGUCAAAACACACAGUGCUUCAAAUCCCAGUGUAAUUUUACUGAUGGCUGAUGAUCUUGGUAUUGGAGACCUGGGAUGUUACGGGAACAGAACGUUAAGAACCCCUAAUAUCGACAAGCUAGCAGAGGAAGGAGUGACACUUACUCAGCAUAUAGCAGCAUCCCCACUUUGUACUCCAAGCAGGGCAGCUUUCCUGACAGGACGAUAUCCUAUCAGAUCAGGAAUGGCUGCCUUCUCACGAGUUGGUGUCUUCUUAUUUUCUGCCUCUUCUGGGGGACUUCCUUUUGAAGAAGUAACUUUUUCCAAACUCCUGAAGCAGAGAGGUUAUGCAACAGCUCUAAUAGGAAAGUGGCAUCUUGGGAUGAACUGUGAAAGCAGUAAUGACUUCUGUCACCACCCCCUCAGUCAUGGAUUUGAUUACUUUUAUGGGCUUAUUGUGACCAAUUUUAGAGACUGCAAACCUGGCCAAGGCAGCGUAUUUUUAAAAGGGGUAGAGAAAUCCCUUGUCAUCACAAUCCAAAUUGCUGGAAUCACUCUGGUCUCUUUGGCAAUAGUGCAGUACAUUGGCCUUCUCAAAGUACCUUUCCAAGCAUUGAGUUACUGUUUGUUAAUAACCGCUAUUUCACUUGCGGUUUUGAUUUUUUUCUUUUAUCAUUUUCGACACUUGAACUGCUUCUUAAUGAGGGACCAUCAGAUUAUCCAGCAGCCACUAUCCUAUGAGAACCUGACUGAGAGACUGACAAAGGAAGCUGUGCAGUUUAUAGAAAGGAACACUGAUGCACCAUUUCUUCUAGUCCUGUCUUAUCUUCAUGUUCAUACUGCUCUAUAUGCUUCAAAAAAUUUCAGAGGAAGGAGCAAGCAUGGUUUAUAUGGGGAUGCAGUGGAGGAAAUGGACUGGAGCGUAGGACAGGUUCUGGAUGUGCUGGAAAAAUAUAACCUGACUGAUAAAACUCUUGUAUAUUUUACAUCUGAUCAAGGGGCUCAUGUUGAAGAAAUCUCCAGUUCUGGAGAAGUCCAUGGAGGAUACAAUGGCAUAUAUAAAGGUGGAAAAUCAAUGAACUGGGAAGGAGGUAUUCGUGUGCCAGGGAUUCUCCGUUGGCCUGGAGUGAUACAGGCUGGUGCCUAUAUUGAUGAACCAACAAGUAACAUGGAUAUAUUUCCUACCAUAGUCAAACUUGCCGAGGCACAGUUACCCUCUGACAGAAUUAUUGAUGGACAUGAUCUGAUGCCCUUACUUCAAGGAGAAGUUACCCGAUCCAAGCAUGAAUUUCUCUUCCAUUACUGUAAUGCAUAUUUAAAUGCAGUGCGCUGGCAUCCAGGAAACAGCGAAUCUGUCUGGAAAGUCUUCUUCUUCACUCCAAACUUCAGUCCUGAAGACUCCAAUGGUUGCUAUGAUUCUCAUGUUUGCUUCUGCCAUGGAGGAUUCAUCACAUGGCAUGAUCCCCCACUGCUCUUUGAUCUCUCCAGAGACCCCGAAGAGAAAGUCCCACUGACUCCAGAAACAGAGAGCCGUUUCUAUGAAAUCCUCAAGGUCGUACACCUAGCAGUAGACAACCACACCAGAUCCCUGCAUGCUGUCCCUGACCAGCUGUCGUGGGACAACCUUCUCUGGAAGCCGUGGCUCCAGCUGUGCUGCUCAUCUCUCUUUCAGUCUUGCUACUGUGACUAUGACUCAGAAGGGAGCCAGCUGGAGAUGCAUUCAGGAUAAACAAGCUGCAAUUUCCUUUCAGAAACUGGAACAAGAGAAUGUGGGUAGCUGACCUGAACCACUGCAGUGCUAGCCUUCAGAAGGUUUUGUUAUGUAGGAGGACCUGUCUUUAAAUAUAUCAUUGCAGUAGAAGAGAAUUUCAGUCAAGAAAAUGUGCCAAGAGAAGGAGGGCAAGGCACACCUUUUCUGUCUAUAUAAUACAAGAAUCAGUAAAAAGCGCAUGUUACUUUCCUCAUCUACAAAUGGGUAGGCUACAGGCAUUUUCUAGAAGAGAUAAUUUUCUAGAUCAUCAACUUCAGCUUUUUUCUUAUACAGCAAGGAAUUUACCUCUAGUUUCUGUCAAUUACAACUACUAAAUGCACACUUUUCUUUCCUUUUUGCCAAAUGUUAUCUUCCAUUAAAAAGACAUAGCACCAAGUGAUUAAAAAUAGAAAAUAGUGGAGAGGUCCACCUGUGAUUAUAAUUUGAUAACUGAUAGUAAGACCUGAAACAUCAUCUCUGUCAACAAGCAUCAAAGAUAUGAAAUAAUAAACAGAUUGCCAACAAUCUAACAUUGCAUGUGUCAUAAAAAUGUGAAGACCUUUGUAGUGGAAGAACUUACAUCCACAUUAAAAUGGUGCUUCCUAGCUAGUGUCAUACUGCAUGGCAGAAACCUUUGUUUAAAAAAGAAACCACUUCAAAUGCACCAGUCGUGCUUGAGUGUGUACCAUAAGUCUCCAUAUAUAUAUACAUAUAUAUACAUAUAUAUAUAUAUGUGCAAGCCAAAUCCAUAACUCCACCCCCAAAAUAUAAAUCUUUCAGUCCUUGAUACAGACACACCCUUAUGGUCAUAGCCCAGUUGCUAAAAUGAAAGAUUUGGUCCAUACUUACUAUCUGUGUUCCAAAUUCACAUUCAUUGCAAGGAUAUCUUUCACUAUCUACCAUACCUAUUCUUCCACUGAUUAAUGUAGUGCACAUCACAGAUAAAUAAAAUUCGGUCUUCCUUUAAAUAUCUUUGCCAUCAUUUAAUCUCUCUGAAUAGGACCUAUCAUUUUCUGAGGAGAAACUUGGGCUCGAGUGCUUAAAGCCAAAUAUAACUGUCUCUGAGUUCUUAGCAGGGCCUUGGGAAAUCUACAGUACUUCAGGGCUAGCUUCUGUAUCCAUUUUUAUCUGCAUCUUAUUCAGGCAGAUUUUAUUUCCACUCUACAGGCAGGCAAACUAUUUUCUUUGGCAGAAUGUACUAGAGGAGAACAUACCAGCAAAAUACUAAAAUGAUUAGAUGCCUGAUAAUAGAAGGUGACUUGCUCCUUAUCAGAAAAUACUAGUUAAUUCCAACAUUAUAAUGUAUUAAAAUCCGUUUGGUGCAAAAGUGAUCUGUGAUGAUAAUAAUGCAAUAGUUUCAGUCAGCCAACAUUAAGGUUGUGACCUGGUUCUUGGGAGCUAUUGAAGCCUGUCCUGUAAAAAUGUAUUGUGAUAUAUGGUAUAUUUCUCUGUCUGUAAAACCUAGGUUUUAUUUGAUUUUUCUGCUGCAGUUUCAUUCAAAAUUUAAUUUUUCACAAUAUCCAGAUGCCUGUCCUGGGAAAUGCUCUACUUUUUCCUUGAAGUCCUAUUUUUGAUGUUUCAUCUUGUGCUUAUGAUUGUGUAUCUUAAGCAUGUGCUCUGCAAGCUCUCUGUAGGCAGCAAAGUCUUGUGUAUGCUGAUAAAGUUAGUCUGUUCAGGUAUUUCCCUGUUAACCACUCAGGACUGUUUAUAUUGUACCUGGAAAGCUAUCAGAUGGCUAUUCGUGUGGCAUAAUUACCUCUUUGCUUUAUUUAAUCACUGAAUGUGCUACAUAAACUUAGGAAGGAAGAUGCCUACAGUUUGAAUACAUGUACUCUUCUGCAGUGAUAGCGGCUGCUUCUCAACAUCACAACCAGAUCCAUACACCCCAAAGUUUUGGCUCCUCAGGCCUUCCCCCACAGCAGGUGGGCAGCCCAGGCUGCCAGCUCCCCCAGCACUGAACUCCACGGCAUGGGGGGAGGCUCUCUCCAGCUCCCGCAGCUCUGCUGCAGCUUACACACAAAUUUUCAAGCAAAUAUUCCUGCUGAAGCAUAUGGGAGAAAAUAUGUUGUGUGUUAGGUAUAUAUCAGUAACUCAGACAAGUUGUUUGGUGUCAUUGGAUCUGUUUUGUUCCCACAGUUGCUGGGCUGUGACCUUAACAGGGAUCUCAAUUUAUAUUCUCAAGGACAUCCACAUGUACUUCUUUUCAUCAGGAAGAUGCUACAUUGCUCUUAUUUCUUUUCUUUCUGGAGGUGCAAGAAUUGUUCUGUUAGGCACAACAGCUGUUCUGUGCUGCCUGACUGAGGUAUCAAAAAUGAUGAUUUUUCUGCUUCUCUGAUUUCUUCUUGCCUGAAUAUGUCAUUUUUUCAUACCCUUCUUGGCUUUUGGUGGCAUCUCUCUAAUCUCCUUUCUUAAAAUGUCCACAUCCCUCAAACACUUUUCCACCUAUUUGCCACAUAGUCCUCCCUUUUGUUUGACAUAUUGAUCACGAUGGUUAUUUUGCCCUCAUCAACCAGAAAAUGCAAAGUGGUCUUUGUGAAAAGUUUUGACUUUUAGGACUCCUUGACUCUGCUAACCUUCUACUUAUUUAAGGUCUAGCAAGGAUUAACUUUGCAUUAUGAAAUCUAAGAAAUUAAAACACACCCAAGACACCCUGAAUAAUAUAAGUAAUUUUUUGUUUGUGGCACAAGCUUCCUAUUUUCUAAAAUAUGAUUUCAUACAACAUUUAAUAUUUUGACUGAAGCAGUUAAACCCGAAAUCCAUUUUUACAAAUGUUUUUUCAAGAAAGAUGUUAUUAAGAAUAGAAUUUUUCAUACUCUAUGUUAAUGCCAUUUCAUUUAAUACUUAAAAUAAAUUUUCCCUGUAUUGCAAAUGUAUUAUAACUUCCAGUACUGUACCUUCUGUUCUGGAGAUGGCAUGUCAAACCAUGGUAAUUAGUCUUGUUUAUCUGCAAAAUAAAAUGAGAAACACAGGAUACAAUUUUUGUAGUGACACUGCCUGAACUAACAAGGAAAAGUAUUGUUUUUCACAACAGGUUAUUGAUGAAAUACAUUUGAUUCACAAUUUAUUAACAAAGAAGGCUCAAAGAGCAUGUGUUGCUCUGGUACUUUGAGACUGUCUUUCAAUCUAUCAUUUAACGAGCAUCAGUAUUGUAACAUGGUGCCUAUUUGUAGAAUAUAUCAGUUUAAACUGGGAGUUAAGCUUUAGAGGGAAGUGUGUUCCUUGACAGUAUUAUUUAACAAUAUCGCAUCCUAGUUUGUCACAGAGUCCCUGUAUGGCCCAGAGCAAGUAAUUUAACUCUGUUUCUCUCUUCCUCCUCUGCACCCAAAGAAGGAUAACAGUAUUUCUCUAACUGUUGGGAAUACUGAAAGAACAAAAAAUGCUGAAAGUGGUAAGCUGGUAAAGAUGAACUUUCUAGUCAAUAAGGCACCUUCUCUACAGAAGGUACAGUUUAAGAGCUGGAAAUUUAGGAUGUAGAAGAUCCCCCUAUACUAGGAGGUAUAAGAUCCUCCUAUACUAGGAGGUAUAAGAUACCCUUAUCUGUGCUUACUGUUUAGCACUUGUGGGAUCAGGGCCUGCAGGAGAAAGUACAGAUGGCUAAAAAAGACGCACACUGGGGAUUCAGAGAAAGAUAUUAGUCACAUUUUUCUAAUUAUAUUUAUUCUCUCGUUUAGCAGACAUAGGAGACUAUAUGGAAUUAUUUAAAUAAUAUUUCCCCCACAGGGACUGGAUGUCACAGGUUCUUGGCUCUUAAAAAUAGAGAUAUUUUGACUUCAAAUUACUGCAUCAGAAAAAAAAAAAAAAAAAAAAAAAAAAGGAAAAAGGAAAUAUGAGCCUUGGAAAUAGGUGUUAUCUUACUGAAAUCCAACUGGAAGUUUGCAUAGGACUAAGCGAAUAUUUUCCAUAUCCGUCACAGCUCAGUGAGAGUCAUCACUUGCCAGCAGUAGUUUAUUUCGCGUUGUAGUAAUCUGAGAUCUGGGUGUCCAGAUGCGUGUACAAUGUAGAAAAUUUCACAUGAGAUUUGACCUGAUAUAGGAACAAAUGGAGAAAGAGAGAACAAGAGGGCAAGUAUAGCUACAAAAAUCCUAUGCUCUAAUAGAUUACAUGCAUUAAAAUAUAGGGGGGUUUGAUUUACAUUAGUACAUGACAGUUCUGUGCAUAAGACACAACUUUUUAUAUUCUCUGUCGUUUCUCUUUCCUCUGGCAUUGCCUGUGCAGCAUCUGAAAUAUGCCCUGAGGAGCUCACUUUCAAGAGUCCACCUUGUCCGAGUACAAGCAGAGUGGCCGGCCACGUGGGCAGGAGGAACAGCUGGCAUAGCAAAACUCCACACUGGGAACCACCAGGGAACAAAUGGUUUCUGGAGGUUGUCUCCAACCUGAAGGCAGAGGCCUACUAAUUGCUGGUUCCUCUGGGUCUGUCAGGGACUGCAGGUGAUCGGGAAGAAUGAGGUUGCCUCUGUGGCUGGCUGGACUGCAGUGUAUUCUGCAUCACUAUCCUUUGGUGUCAGACGGUCAGGUGGAAAUUUGCCGGGGGCCCGCUGGGGUGCAUGUCCCCCUGCCUCUGAAUAAACACACCAAGCAUCAUUCAGGAGGUAACAGAUCUGAAUCUGAAGUUCUGGAUCUAAAACAACAACAGUCACGCAUUUUGUUCCCUGGAAGACCAGAAGACCUGAGCCAGGCUCUAGGGACUCCCCAAAUUGUAAAUAAUUCAGGGAGUCCUGGAAAUACCUUGAUAGAUCAUAUGGCUUUUCAAAAAUGUUUUAGUGUUCUUGGUAGGUUUUAUUUACAUCAAAACCAGUAGGAAUAUGCCUAAAACGUUACCUGUACAGCAAUGGAUGUUGCAAUUUAUUCUUAAGAUUGCCCAUGGUCGUUUUAACCUGCUGGUUCAGUACUUAGUGCCGUGACCUUGUGCCAAUAAGAGGUCCAGCAACUGAAGGUUUCUUACUGAAGCUUGCACUAUGCUGGCUAGUGAGAUAAAAAGUGGCUUGAUUAUUCUCAUAUCUCUAAUUCUACUGUCAAAGUUAUGAAACACUGCAGAUCUUGCAGCGUGUGGAUUACAGGCUUUGCAAUGCUUAUACAGAAUCUCUUGAAUACUUAAAAAAACAUUUAUUUUAUAUAAAUCAUGGUAGAUUUCCUUUGUAGAUUAAUGUUAAACUUCUCUAUAAAAGAAUGAUGCCACAGAUAUUUUCCUUGAAAAAUAAAACUAUGUUUGAAGAGAAUAGAUUCAGCAUAUAUGGUCAGCUUAGUUACAAAAAUCCCUCCAAUAUUGUUUAUUCUACAACUGUCAAAUAAUAAAGCCUUUUUAUGCUGAUAAUA